Hippocampus zosterae (dwarf seahorse) is the source of this 680-nucleotide messenger RNA. RefSeq names its product apolipoprotein A-II (gene apoa2). NCBI's taxonomy places the organism in Eukaryota, Metazoa, Chordata, Actinopteri, Syngnathiformes, Syngnathidae. The record is from RefSeq and is a predicted model, not a curated record.
UGUGUGUGUGUCCUGAUCAGAUGACGUGUGCUUGCAGUCCCCCCCCUAUAUCAUCUGGUCCAGAUGUGAGCUCCCAGUUGCAGACAACUCACUUCCAGAGCAGACUGUCACUUCUGGGAUCCAGACGCAAUCAAUUGCAGACAUGAACACUAAAUUCGCCAUCGCCCUGAUCCUGGCUCUGCAGGUCUCCAUGAGCCUUUGCGACGUUCCCCAGCCAGAGCAGGAGCUUGUGGAUAAAUACAACAGCCUGAAGGGCGCCUUCUAUCAGCGUCUGGUGAACGCUUACGGCAAGGUUUACGCCGCCGCCGCCCCCGUCAUUAGCGAAGUGGGACAAACCGCUCAAGGCCAGGAGGCCAAAGAGUUAAUGGAGAGUCUGCAGGACAAGCCCCAGCUCCAGGCCAUCAUCAAAGUCGGCAGCGGCUUAGUUGAAGAGUUCAGCCCCCUGGUGGACAAAGCCCGCAAAUCCGCUCUGGGCGUGUACGGACACUACCUGCGCCCAUACAUUGGCCAGUACCUGGACAACGCCAUCAAAAACAUCAGAGUUCACCUGGAUACGUUCCUGCCUGCCCAGUAAAAAAAAAACAAAAAAAAAAAACAAGGUGCGAUUUUUUUCAGAGGCCUGAUGGAGACCGCGCAGCGCUUCAAACCCGGGGGGGAGUACCGAGCAUUGUCUGUUUUUU